Molecule: messenger RNA, 609 nt
Organism: Anoplophora glabripennis (Asian longhorned beetle)
Lineage: Eukaryota; Metazoa; Arthropoda; Insecta; Coleoptera; Cerambycidae
Exons: 5
Coding region: 1-609 (202 amino acids)
Source: RefSeq, a predicted model, not a curated record
AUGCACAUUGCAAAAUCCAGAGUAGAAUGCAGAAUAAAUCCAGGCGUGCAGUGUGCAUUUAUUUGUACUUCAUCAUAUGAGGAGUCGAGAGCUUUGAGGAGGGAGAAGAGAUUUCUAUUAUUCGAACCAGAAGAUAACUUUAUACAGUUAAUCAUUGGUGUUGGUAUACCAGUAGAGAUCAAAUCGCACGCCGUUGUCUUUGGAUGGGCUUACAGAGCUGUUUACGGACUGCCAACAAAUUUGUCCGAGCUGAUGCCAAUGGAUUACAAUGAAAGGAAGAAAAGGUCAGCUUCGCGGUGGGAUAUCUACCAAAUGAUGGAACAGAUGUCAGAAGUGCGCGGUUUGGGAGGAAGAGAUUGCAUACUACGAGCUAUCUGUGAAGCAGCUGAUAAUCCUGUAGACAAAUACAAUGGAUUUUUUGAAGAACUUGUCCACACAUUAUUCACUCCAACUACAACAAAUGAAGAUAUUGGUCAUCAUACAGAUAAUCAAUAUUAUGCGGCUCAAGAUUUGGGAAGAAAUUAUAGAGGAAAGUGUACCCAGUUUUUCCCUGAGUGUAGACAGACUUUCCUAGACAUUUUUACAAGAUUUUACGACAGCGGUUUUUAA